Molecule: messenger RNA, 6298 nt
Organism: Pocillopora meandrina
Lineage: Eukaryota; Metazoa; Cnidaria; Anthozoa; Scleractinia; Pocilloporidae
Source: the annotation of a GenBank genome assembly
CAUUUUCCGUGUAAUCACGUGUUCUUGGAGAAAAUAGUCAUUUCCAACUUCGUCUUUAGCAAGCGGUAGUCUCGAGGAAGGGAAGAAGCGAGAAUCAGCUGUUAAGAUGGGAAUGACGAGUGGCCAUGCUAUCGCUGCCAUUACUAUCGGUACUGUGCAGUCGUUGUUUUCCGUUAUUUUGAUCAUUACUUCUUUCGUUCUUUUGAGUUAUGGCCACGGCGUCAAAACAUCCAUAACUCCAUAUUGGAGUGGGUUUCCGGUGAGUGUUGAAAGAUUUCGUUCCGUUUACUUGCAAAUCUGUGGUGUAGAUUAAGGGUUUUCGAAAUUGAUUUCUGCUCUGGAAAGGGUUUUAAAUGUCAGUUAAACCUGUAAAUCAAUUUAUUUCCUCGAAACCUUUAGUAAACCUGCAAUUAAAAAUUUUUUUCCGGGUGACAUUUGAGUACACGCUCUGCGAAGCGACCCUUAGGGAUUAAGUUUUUAAGUUUCUCACGCAAGAAGCUUCAUUGGCAAGCCAUUUUGGAGCGUCGAGUGAUUACGACAGAAAACGCAGCCUAGAGAUAUCAUGUCUCCGGGGAAAUAGGCAAUCAUUCAUUUGCCACUCCUUCGGUUACCAAAAAAAGGUUGAAACGACCAAAGCCAUUAUUUCCACCGUGUUGCUAAUGCCGUUGAAUAUACCUUUGCAAUCGAGUGGAGGUGCGCCUUUUCUUUCGAUGUUUACUGCCGCCAUUGUCCUCUAGUUGGUAGAUCUCAUCCUCGUCGCCAGUGUUAAAUAUUAUUAAAUCUUCAAUUGAUAUCUAAAUAGCUAGAUCUUUUUUUAUACGUAUUAUAAAUGUCAGAAAGAGGAUGACGUUUCAUGCGGAUUGGACAUGCAAGUUAAGUCUCCAAGAAACGUUUCGUGAUCUGAGUAAAUGUGCAAUGCACACAAUUAUAAAAUAAUUCAAAUAGUACGCGCGCUCUGAUUGGCCAUAAAACCAUUUUACAUGAGCGUAUGUAAACACGGUUUUCGUUCCUCUUUCAUUAGUUAUUUUAUAAAAGAAAUAUAAAAUGGUUUCCGUGUUUACAUAGCCUGAUGCUUCGCGUCGUGGUUUCCAGCUUAUCGAGUGUUCUCCCAACCUCCCGCGUGUUUACAUCAGGCUAUGUAAACAUGGAAACCAUUUUACAUUUAUUCAUGAUCCUUAGACUAUAUACUACCAGAGUUGCCGUGCAUAUUCAAAAUCUGGAGAAAACCGUUUUAUUUAAAAUUACAAUACACAGUUUGAAUACGUUUCACCCUAAAUUAAUUCAGACUUUGCUUAUCUUUUAUUUUAAAUAAUUUAUGAAUGACAUGAAAGCAAACAAAGAUCAUCAGCCAAAUGUAUGUCACUUGAAUCCCCUUCCUACCACACCAACAGGUGAUUGUGGUGGUAGAAGGAGGAUAUGAGAACAGAAUAUGAGUCUAACUCUGCAAAAAGUGGUGUUAAGAUCUGUUGUUCUUUGUUACACUUAAUUUCUGUUAUACAUUAAAAUGGCUUUUUAAUUUCCACACCCAACAUUAGGGUAUAUACUAAAACCUGAAACAGCAAAACAAAACAACUGAAUGAAAAAGGAAAAUGAGCAAAAAAAACAACAGUAAAGGCUAAAAUGAAAUGACUGUCAUGACCAAAACAAAACCACUACCACAAUUGAGAUGAGUAGAGGAUAAAAUGUUGCAGAAUAUGAAGAUUUCACUUCAGAUAUUCUCUUGCAUUUAAGGCUUUAAAUAUUAAGGCUGUCUCGCAAAAAAAUUUUUUUUGCCAUCAUGCAAGCAGUUGAAGCCAUAAUUUGAUAAUUACAUGCCGUUUCCAAGACAGACUGCCAGCCAUAUGGAAUGCCAAAGCAUACAAGGAAAGGAUAGGAAGAAACAGAUUUUUGUAUUCAUCAACAACGUUUAUGUCCAUAAUUUAUUUCCUAAUUUUCUUUUUUUUAAUUAAGGUUUUAUAGAUGCCUUUUACCAAGUUGAUGGCAAUUGAGAGAUAAUUGAAUUUCCUCACAAGCUAGACCAGGAGUAGACCUAAAUUGUGAUGAGACAAAUAUGACAGCUGACACCAGACUCCCCUGGGCAGUCAUUUUAUCAUCAUUAUUACUAUUAUUUUAUGAUUAUUGACUCGUGUGAUGUUUUGGCCAUUUUUUUUUGUUAGGUUUGUUUCAUUUUGAUUAUUUCAUUUUGGUCCUUUCAGUGGUUUUGUUUGUUUUUCUUGUUUCAUUUCAUUUUGCUGUUUCAAGUUUUAUUAUGUGUACACUAGGAGUUGAGUGUGGUGAAAAAUGGAAGCUUGAAGUACUCUUUUUAUCAUUUACUUCUGUGAUUUAAAAAACUUCUUCAUUGCAAAUGAAAGUAAACAUUUAUAUAUAUAACCCAGAUAUUUGACAAGUUUUCAAGAAAUGCAAGAAAUGGAGAUUAAAACAAACACUCUGAUAAGGAGACUUCAAGACUCAUUGUUAAGGGUGACAGGAUGUGCAGAUCAUAGAUAACACCCUCAGGUUUUUCUUGAUACUGUUUCAUUCCCAUCCCUUAAAUUUCAAUUUUUUUAAUCAGGAAUUCUUGACACUGUCGACAUUAUUUUACAAUUAAAAAAACACAAGCAAAACAGCACUAUUGUUUAAAGGUUAAAAACCACCAGUAUUGUGCAAAGACACAGGAGAGACUAUACUCAAAAUGAUGUUCCAAAAUUUCUCCUCCUGAGUGUUUAAGAACAUUGAUAUGCUCAUAACCUCUUUUACUUUUGCUGUAUUAAAAGUGACUUUUAAUAUUAUAGUUCUUUAUCUGUGGAAUUUUUGGCUUUGCUGGAGGUGUUACCAAGAAGUAUUGUUGUGUAAGUGUUAUUCUUUGCAAAUAUUUUGUUUUUGUGAAGCUUUUUUUAUGGUUAUUCCGAAAGAAAAGGAUGAAACUCUAUGGUCAUCUGGUGACUCUGAAAAUUGUCAGAAAAUUAUGAUAUUUCCUUACAUUUUUCAUCUUGAAGACUUCUAUACUUUUAUAGUCUCAAUGAACUAAACAUGAGAGGAGGGAGGAAAGGGAAUUUGGGAAAGUUAUGCAACUCAAGACACAGAAUUCUCUGGACUCUGAUGAUUAUCUAAUACCCUCAGAUAGCCACAUUCAAGAACAUUUUCCUGCAAAUUGUGGGACAGUUUUGUGUAUAGCCUUAAUGGUAUGGAGAAAAUGUUUUGAUAAAUGAUUAUUUUGAGAGUCAAAAAAAUGCUAUUGAUUUAAAUUGUAUUUUGUAAUUUAUUCCAGAUGGUUACAUUUUUGGUCUUCAGCAUUAUUACUGCAAUCAUUUCUGCGGCAGCAUCCAUUACUGUCACUUUAGCUCUGUCCUACUGGGAUAUUGCAGUUGACCUUUCGGACUGUAUCACUUUGGGAGGGUCUUGCUAUUGUCUUGAUGGCAUCAGUUAUGGAGGUAUUUUUUUAAAAGAUAUAAAUAGAAAUAAAGCAAUAUGGGAAAUAUCAAUCAUGCCAGCAGCUAAAGUAAGAUCUAAAGGGAGCUCAAGGUUUACAAAAAUGGCAAAACUGUUCAUGGAUUGAUGAAAAUUGAUGUCAUGUUGAUGUUAGUUAUUUAAGUCUAUCUUGAGUCCUAAGAUAUGUCUUCUCCAUUGUUCUUUCUUACUCUUAACUUGCGUAAUAUCUUUCUCUACUAAAAACUGUACCUUUAAGCUAAAUGUCAAAUGUACAUAAUGAUUAUAGCAGAAAUGUCCAUGUAAACAGCACUCGCGUAAUAAUUUUCUCUAAUAAAAACUGUACCUUUAAGCUAAAUGUCAAAUGUACAUAAUGAUUAUAGUGGAAAUGUCCACGUAAACAGCACUCGAUUAUUCAAAUAACUCCAACUGCUUCAGAGUAAGGUGGUGGUGGCUCUUCAUUCAUUUAAUUAAGUUUAUUUUGUAAUGGUUUAAUUUUCCUUUUUUCUAUCUUUGAACACUAGUAAUUCAAAACAAAAUCUAGCUUUUCUGAAAUUCUGCAUCCUGUUCUAAGAUAUGAUCAGAGGUGCUUUGUUAAUGUCAGUAGUAUUAUAAUAUAGAUGAUAAUUUGCACUAUUGGUGUCUCAAAAUGGCAAUUAGUUAAAUUGCAUUGUGAUCUGUCUAUAUAUAAUGAAGAUUGCACUGUUGAUCAUUCUCAAAAUUACAAUUAUAGUUUUUUAUCUGGAUUUUGUGAUUUGUUUUAUUAAAAUUUUGCUCAAACUAAAGACACUUCUCUUCAAAAACCUCUUAGCAGGAUCAACUGCUGAGAUUUAUAGGAUCACAAGAUCAACAUUCUGUAAAAUCAACUUGUUUGUUACAAUUGAGAGGAAGACACUUGGUAGCAAAAUUUAAGGCAUAUAAAGUUGCAAUUUGCAUCUUUCUCUACUUUGAUAUCACUUUUCUUUCUUGCUCUCUGGAUUUUUUGGAGUCCUGCAAAACUUCCCCAUGGCUACACAUUGUUGCACAAUGUUUUUUGUAAUUAUUCCUCUUAAGUUAUGUGAAUUUGUAAAUGGGGAUGAGGAACCGAUUUCAGUAAGUUGCAUGAUGUCAAAAUUUAGUUUCUAGCCAACACAGACUGCAAAAGGAAGACAACAAUACUGUUUACAUGUAAUCCUUUAUUAGCCUCUCUUUUCCACAAAAUUACAGGAGAAUUGUGAUGCUAAUAAUGACAAGGGUGGUUCAAUGAUGAAAAUAUUAGCAACUAACUAAGUUUUUAUUACUUAAGCUUACUUCAUCUCUGUAAAGCUCAAUGAACUACCCCUCUGAUCACUGUUAAAAGCAUUAUCUCUAAAUUGACAUUCUUUACUGCAGUGGAUGACUGCUCCUACCUGAAGAGCAUCAGAACUGUGAUUAUUGUGGUCAUGUUUGUCUGCUACAUCUCCUUUGCUUUGGCUGUGACUGGAUCAAUUUUGGGCUGUAUUACAAUUUGCUAUGCCCCACCUGUAAGUAGAGAGGCAUUAAAUUAGAGAUUUGUAGGAUUGAAAGCACUAAAUGAUACAUGAACUUUAUAAAUCUUAAUAGCACAAUUUUCUUUAUUGUUGAAAAAAAAAAACUGCAAAGAAAGAUGUUCAGUUUUUGAGGAGUGGUUGACAAGAAAGAAUCUGAACCCAUCUCAAGCAAACCACAUAUAUGAACCACAUAUCUUUGUAUUUUGUAGCAUAUUUCUACAAUACCUCACUGAGUUAUUGACAACAUGUUCUUGUAUGACAGACAUUCUGUAUAUAAGUUAUUUAUGCUGGCCAGUAAUGUUGAAAACAGCUAACAAAACUAACUAACUGAGCAAAUCUUUGUUUCUUUUAGGAUCCCCCCAUGAUGGUUAUUGCUCAGCCAACAAUGGCUCCCACUGGCAUGGUGGUCUCUCAUUCAUCCAUGCAGGUUAGCGGAGGGGCUCCAAUGGCUUACUGCCAGGGUGCUUACCCUCUGGGUGCUUACCCCCAGGGUACUUCUGCUGGACAGGCCAUGUUCACAGAACAAACAGCAGAGACUCAUGACAAGGCUUCCUUAUUUGUGUAAACUGUCAUCAUAGUUUAUUAUGUUAGUUUUGAUAUUUCCUUUUUACUAGAUUAUAGUCGUUGUAAGUUUCAGGGCAUAAUUGGCAUCUAACUCAGUGUGCAGUCAUAAACUAAAGAAUUAGAGCCCCAUUUUAUCUUUUUGCAAAGGAAAAUUAAUUCAAAAUAUUUUUUUUUAUCAAUAAUGAUUCCAGUUUGUUACCAGUUAAGUACCACGUGGCAGAUGGAUAUUAUUCCCUCCAUUGUCUAUGAUUUAGCAAAGAGGACUUUGUUUAUUAGCGUAUGUGAUACGUGACUGUACAACGGAGUUGCUUUUUGGUAAAAAAUCAGAAGAACUUACUGUAGCAAUUAAAUUUCUUAGCAUUCUUUUAGCCUGUCAGACCAGUUUCACUUUAUGUUAGUCAUUUUACAAAGGUUAUAUCGAGGAGACCAAUUGGAAGCUUCUUCCACGACCUAUACAAAAAUAACACAUUUAUUUAGGAUCUAGAGUUGCUUUUCAGAAGAGACUGUUCUCUUUGUUUAGAAAGUUGCUACUGUUCCUAAGAUGCAGAUUAGAAGAAUGUUCUCUUUGUUUAGAAAGUUGCUACUGUAUUGGAUGCAGGUUAGAUAAGAAUUCAGCAAGUCAAGAUGGGCACAGUUGAAAUUGUUGCCAGCAUUUUUUACUACCAAGAGAAGGGAACAGCAAUCAUUUUGUUUAUAUUCUGAUAACAUAAUUGAGUUGAGAGUAGGCCUGUACAGUGUAGCAUUUUAUAGAUUUAAGUUCUGUAGUCUAAACUUUUUUUUUUAAUUUUCUCAUGUUAGGUUUUAAAUUUGGCCAAUAUGCC